UCCAAAAAGAACAGUUCGUAUAAUAUGAAGUGAAAUUUGUUGAAUUAACUUCAAAUUAAGAAUCGAAUGUGUUAUUUUUUUACGUAAAUAACAGUUUUGUCUGUUUAUGUCUUAAAGUAAAUCUAAAUGUAACAGAAAUCAUAAUAAUACAACAAAAGACAAACAUAGAAUGGCGUUAAUCAUGACAAGAAAGGGAUUUAUUAAAAGAAACUAGGGUGUGAAACUGGAUUUUAUAACACACACGUACAGACCUGGAUGUUGGACUAAGUAGAAAUGGACGCACAGCUUGUUGAUUCCAAGAGGAAAAUUCUGUCAAGAUUUUUCUUCAGUAAACUGAUGCUCGUGGGAUUAUUUGUAUUCAUUUUGCUGCUUCUACAUCAUGCUGCGAUACCUAUAUUAGUAGGAGAAAGCCGAACGGUUCUCAUUCAACCCAAAAUAUCAUAUGCAGACUCCAAAGUUCGAAUGACGCUCAAGAAAAACUAUAAAAUUGAAACUGAAGGAGCUAUAUACAGAACAGAAGAUAUGUCCAUGAAACAUCACGAAACAAAGUACAUAAACAAAACGAAUUAUCUUAGUGCUGGGGGUAGGAGACUGAAAGAAUCGAUAUAUUACGGAAAGGACGACGGAAGUGAUUAUAUCAAAACUAAAUAUAUAAUGCACAAGUUGUUAAAUGAAAACGGACAAAACCUUUCAGCGAGACAACGUGCAAAUCUUGUCAAGGAAAGAUGUCAAAUAUUUCUGAAAGAAAACAAUUUACGACUUAAUCCCAAUACAAAAUGUAACUUCGAUCGCGAAUACAUGGUUAGUCGAAGUUAUAACUUAACCAUUUGCUACAACUGUAAAGUGGCUUCGACCAACUCAAAACGCGUUCUUUACGUUCUCGACCACAACUUUACUGGCGACAUCAAUAAUCUCACAGUGCUCAUGGUAGGUAUAUACGGUAGGAAGUGCAUGAACUAUUUCCAGCAAAUUAUGUCUCAGAAACACCGCAUCAGUGUAAUGAUGGUCAGAGAACCACUAGAAAGGUUAUUAUCUGCAUACAGAGAUAAACGUCCUUAUACGGGGAACUUUAAAAACCCUUCGUUUUCAUUUAAAAAAUAUUUGAAACUUAUUUUAGAUGAAAAAAUGAAUAAAAUGAACAGGCAUAUUUAUCCAUAUUUUGAAAGGUGUCGGCCAUGUGAAAUGCAAUAUGAUUUUAUUGGAACCCCUAACCAUUUUAAAGAUGAUAUUGAAACAGUGUUACAAGAGAUCGGUGCCAGUGGAAAAGUUGUUCUUCCAAAAAGAAAUGAGACGGGUUAUACUUCUAAAUCAAGUGAUCAACUGGUUAAACAGUAUUUCAGCAAAGUUCCAAAUGACAUGAUACACAAAUUGUGGGAGAAAUAUUAUAAAGACUAUUACAUAUUUGGAUUCCCUUAUCCAUUACAUCUUAUGCACUGAUGAAACUCGAAGUUCCAAUGUUUCUCCGAAGCGCCAAGUUUGAAAGAAAUAUCUCGUAAGAGAGGUUAAGAUGAUAAUAAUCAAAUUAACUUGGAAUCCCUUAUCCAUCACAUCUUCUGCACUGAUAAAACUGGAAGUUUCAAUGUUUCACCAAAGCGCCCAGUUUCAAAGAAAUAUUUCGUAAGAGAGGUUAAGAUGAUAAUCAAAUUAACUUUUAGGCAUUUCUUGCCAUUAAAAGAUAGAUCAUAUAUCCCAAAUGUUUAAACGAUAAGCAGAAAUAUUGUUUAUAGUAAAGAUAGAUAAAAUUAUUGUUUGGAAAAAAAAAUGAGUACAGGAAGGGUUUCUAAAAAAGUGGUUUAUAUAAUCCUACUCAAUCCUCUAUGUUUCUAUGUUUGUAAAACUGUAACAAUUGUAACUUUAUCAAUAAAUACUGUACAAGUU
Messenger RNA from Mercenaria mercenaria, 1878 nucleotides. RefSeq names its product carbohydrate sulfotransferase 14-like. Gene Ontology annotation, cellular component: membrane. The record is from RefSeq and is a predicted model, not a curated record. Lineage: Eukaryota; Metazoa; Mollusca; Bivalvia; Venerida; Veneridae. Gene Ontology annotation, molecular function: sulfotransferase activity. Gene Ontology annotation, biological process: carbohydrate biosynthetic process. The transcript is spliced from 3 exons. The coding region runs from base 274 to 1437 and encodes 387 amino acids.